AUGGCGCCGAUGCCGAAAUGGAUCCUCAAGACCCCGCGGGUAGUUCUCAUCGUCGUGUUUCCAAUCAUCAACUUCAUCUUGUAUUUAAUCCUGUCUCUGGGGUGCAUAAACGACUCCCUCAGCGGCAUCUCACCCAUAGUAGCAAUGUCCAACAGUCCAGUGGACAUCGGCGGCUCGCAACUCCGAGUAGACCUGCGUGUCGGUUUCUGGGGACUCUGCUUCGGACCCGCGCCAGUCAACUGCACCAGCAGUGUCAGCGUCUUCCAAACCAAGCGCGAGAGCCAGAUCGCCAGCGAGAUCCCAGCCGACCGCGGGGGCGGCAACUUCGCGCUGGCCGGGUUGGCCUUGGGCCUGCAGUCGAGCUUUGUCGUGCUCAGCGGCAUCCCGCUGCUGCUGCUCCUCUUUGCCGCUGUCGUUGCCAACAUGGUGCAGGUCUACUUCAGCACGCGUGGCAUGGGCGACAAGCACGCCAAGGCGGCGCUCUGGGCGCGCAGCCUCGACUGGGCGGCCGCCGCCGGGGCCGUCACGAGCUUCAGCGCGUACCAGUCCAUUGUGGCGGCCGCGUCGAGACUCAUACGCGCCGUCUCGGGCACGCCGCUGACCAUUACCGCCGGGACGACGGCGACGAAUCUGUUUGCGGCUGUUGUAGCUAUGACGCUGGCCGGGGCGCUUAUUAAUACCUUUCUGACGGCGGGUGACGCGGGGUUUGAUGCCUACGUGGCGGCGAAGAAGAAGGGUGAUGGGGUGAAAGAGGCAAAUACUGGUGGAGGUGGACCUGGGAGAGUGAACUUCAGUAGAAGGAGACCUGCCUACGAAGUCUUUCCGUAG
Canariomyces notabilis is the source of this 828-nucleotide messenger RNA. RefSeq lists its product as uncharacterized. The transcript has 4 exons. The coding region runs from base 1 to 828 and encodes 275 amino acids. Lineage: Eukaryota; Fungi; Ascomycota; Sordariomycetes; Sordariales; Chaetomiaceae. The record is from RefSeq and is a predicted model, not a curated record.